UAUAUAACAUUACUGUGCUGUAAUAAAUAGCGCAUACAGUAAAUUGAUAUAAAACUUACCGGUGCUUAAGGCCGGAAUGUCAAUGCACCUAAAAAGUAUACAAAUGACGCUUGUAGGUUUAGCUGCACGAAAGCUUUCAAAUAAGAAGCGCAAUGCUAAAUUAGCUGCUGCUUUCCCAAAUGGUGUACGUUGUCAGAAAUGCUUACAGCUGGGCCAUUGGUCGUACGAAUGUAAAGAAAAACGCAAAUAUGUCCACCGUACUUCACGCACUAAACAACUCAAAAAACGCUUAGCCGAGAAAGAGGUUGCAGAAGGCAAUGGAACAGUAAGCACAACCACUAAGGAAACUACAAAGUCAUCAAAGGUAAAGCGUGCAAAACGAUCCCGAACCUCCUCCGGAUCUUCAAUGGAAGAUGCUUCGAAAGGAACGAAUUCAGACACGCAAUCCUCAUCUGACUCAAAUGAUAGUGGCUCUUCGGAUUCGGAUUCAUCGAGUGAAAGCAGCUCUUCAGAUUCAGAUAGCGGCAGCGAUAGCAGUGAUGAUGACUCCAACAAUAAUUCAGAUGAUUCGGGUACAAGUGAUUCGAGUGAUUCAAGCGAUUCAUCUAGCUCUGAUGAGCAGUCACCAAAAAAUAAAAAAAGCCGACAAACCUCCAGUUCUUCUAGUGAAGACGAUAUUUGAUUAACAAUUCGAGAGAAAUAACAGUUAAAGCUUUAGUCUAGAUGUAAUGUUUAUGUAUAUAUAAAUGUGACUUGGAUAUUUUUACAGGAAUUAAUGACGUUGAAUAGCCAAAGGCAUUUCAUACACUUGCAUGUGUGGAUGCAAUACAUUUAUGCCGUUCUUUUGUUAUUAAUUCUAAUUCACAUUAGUUAGAUAUGAACAAUUUGAUUUAGUUUCGUUGAUUAUUUUUCGAAUAAAACCAAAAUAAAUAAAUCAGCAAAUCAAUUUUUGUCUGCUGGUUUUCAUUUAUUAACUAUUAAAAAUCAUUUAAAUAUAUUAGAGUUCUAAUGGAAAAUAUAAAUACAUUGGCUUAAAAGGAUUCUAUCCAAGUUAAAUGCUUGCAUAUAUAAUUUAUACAUAUGACACCUAUGAAAUACAUUAUUUACGUAUAAUUAAGUUAUAGAUGAAAUAAACUUAAACAAAUUGAUGUUCAUGGAAUUGAUUUUGAU
Molecule: messenger RNA, 1170 nt
Organism: Ceratitis capitata (Mediterranean fruit fly)
Lineage: Eukaryota; Metazoa; Arthropoda; Insecta; Diptera; Tephritidae
Product: zinc finger CCHC domain-containing protein 10
Exons: 2
Coding region: 77-682 (201 amino acids)
Molecular function (GO): zinc ion binding; nucleic acid binding
Source: RefSeq, a predicted model, not a curated record